AUCCUAUUUAUAAUUCUCGGAAUUAUUGGAGUUAUUCUUCAAACCAACAAAAAUCUGCUUAUUACAUUUACAAUUACCUUUGCGGACAAAUUUUUCAGUGGUGUUGACAAUGAGAAAGCCAAAGAUGUGGCCAAUUUCAUUAUUGAGAAUGAUGUGCACACCUCCAUCUUCUUUAUUGUUGUCGGAUUUGUGGUCGGUGUUAUCUGCCUAAUAGGGUUUAUUGCUGCUUGUUGCUCGUGUGCUCAACUGCUUAAAAUGUAUGCUAUUGCUUUAACAAUAGCCGUUAUCAUUCAAGCCAUCGCUGUCGGCGUUGUCUUCGGCAUUCCGAGAUUUUAUCUUUCUGCUAUCGAAAGGUCCUUGGAGAAGGGCCUUAAACGCUAUAAUCCAAACACAGAAGAGGGAAAGUCUUCCGCCAAUGUAUGGGACCAUAUAAUGAAGGUAAAUUGA
Molecule: messenger RNA, 447 nt
Organism: Rodentolepis nana
Lineage: Eukaryota; Metazoa; Platyhelminthes; Cestoda; Cyclophyllidea; Hymenolepididae
Source: the annotation of a GenBank genome assembly